Loa loa (African eye worm) is the source of this 315-nucleotide messenger RNA. RefSeq lists its product as hypothetical. The record is from RefSeq and is a predicted model, not a curated record. Lineage: Eukaryota; Metazoa; Nematoda; Chromadorea; Rhabditida; Onchocercidae. The transcript has 3 exons. The coding region runs from base 1 to 315 and encodes 104 amino acids.
AUGGAAUCAGUUGAAGCGGAAAAUAAGCAGAAUAUAUUUGCUUUGCUAACAAAUUCCAAUUCCCUUCCUUCUUUAUUCAUUUUGCGACAGGUGUGUGCAUCAUUCGUCAAGGAUUGCAAUUUUGCUAUCGUCAAAGUUGAAAAGUUUUACGUGUUUUCUCAAGAAAUUUUCAAUUUCUUUGAUGCUUUAUCAAGAAAAAUAUGUCGCAUGGAUACGUCUUAUUCCCUAUAUUCUACUGUUAGUCUCGCAGCAUAUGGUGACGCCGCAGAUGGGAUGGAUCUAGCAAACCUGCAGAUAUCAUCUCAAAAAAAAUAG